Molecule: messenger RNA, 2270 nt
Organism: Diatraea saccharalis (sugarcane borer)
Lineage: Eukaryota; Metazoa; Arthropoda; Insecta; Lepidoptera; Crambidae
Source: the annotation of a GenBank genome assembly
UUUUACUUUGUGUUUUUAGUUUUGCCAUAAAAUUGUUGGUUUAAUUGACAAAUACUAGGUGUUAGAAAUGGAAACGUACGAGAGCGUUUUGCUUGUAAAGAACGAAGUUUUCGUUUUCAAAAUCCCUCCAAAAACAUCUAAUAGAGGGUAUAGGGCUGCUGACUGGAAUUUGCAGGAGCCUCAAUGGACAGGUCGCAUGAGGCUUGUUUCCAAGGGGGAGGAACUAAUAAUGAAAUUGGAAGAUAAAACAUCAGGAGAAUUGUUCGCGAAAUGUCCCAUUGAUAAAUAUCCUGGAGUGGCAUUAGAGGCUGUGACUGACAGUUCGCGUUAUUUUGUAGUGAGAAUUCAAGAUGAUAAUGGACGAACUGCUUAUAUUGGUCUGGGAUUUGGUGAUAGGUCUGAUUCGUUUGACCUUAAUGUUGCUUUGCAAGAUCAUUUUAAGUGGCUGCGAAAGGAGCAGGAGGGUGAUCAACCUCCAUCUCAACAACUAGACCUGGGUUUCAAGGAAGGCGAAACUAUUAAGAUUAAUAUGAAGAUCACUAAAAAAGAUGGUAAUGAAACAAGUCGGCCACGGCGUGGUGUAGGCGCGGGCGUUGUAGGCGGAUUGCUGCCUCCACCUCCUGGUGGAUCACGGCUUCCACCACCACCCUCUCCACAACAUGCUCCCUCACCAUCUACAGCUGUUCCUCCUCAAGGAGCUAACUCAGAAUGGGGUGAUUUUAACUCUGCCAGCACUACAAGCCAGAAACCGGCAGCACCAGCCAACCAGCAAAACUGGGUACAAUUUUGAAGACAUGUACCUAUUUAGUUAUAGUUUGGUGUCAGCAUUGUGAAAAUGAUUUGAAGCACAACACUUACAUAAAAUAUACUUAAUGAUUUAGAACUAGCAUAUCAGUUGCCUAUUAUGACUGAGUACAUACAUCAUUGUGUUUUGUAUGUUUAAUUAACAUUAAGAGUUAACUAAUAUAUUUAAAUCUUUUUAAAAAAUCUUCAUCACGUUAUACAUAUUGUUAUUGAGUUUAUUAACUGUGCAUGUUACUUAAUUAAUCAGGCUGCCAUUAAACUAACGUUAUAGAUUUUAUGUAAACAUAAAAAUUCAGUCAGUCUUAUUUGUCAGGCAUCUUUUAAGUAAUUUAAUUGUUGAGAAAAGCUUUUAAUUAUAAGAUAAUCAUUAGUUUGGCACAUAUUUGUGUCGUGUUGUGUAGUUUUGUUGCUGUCGCGAGUUGUUGCAUAUGUUAGAAUGAAACGGGUGUUUCUGACGCGACACACAUAAAAAUGUUUUUAAUCAUACUAUAUAUAUGAUACUGAUAUGUUUUUGGCGCGCGAUGCUAAUGGCAUAAUACGACAGAGAAAUGUGUUUCUGCCACUUCUUUCUUGUACGGCCGUUCCGUUUCAUAGAUGCGAUAUGUGCGGACUUGAUAAAUAUUUAAAAGAAUGAAUAGAUUGGACGGUAAUUUUAUAUGUAGUGAAAGUAAGAAAUUAAAUUACAAAUUUUAUGUGUCGGUAAAUAUGGCCAUUCAUGAAAAAGUAUGGCCAUAUUUGGCUUAGUACUAUUUAAAAAUUUGGUAUCAAUAGUUUUUCAACAUUUGACAGAUAUAAAUUUAAUGGCGCCAUUUUAAUGGCGUUUGGGAUUUUUUUCUAAUUUUUUAUGUGGAAAGGUUUUUUACACAAAUCUUAUAACGACAGGGAACGCAAUGGCCGCUUAGUUUUAUUAAGUUAAACUGUAAUUAUCAUUCCAUAAUUAUAAAUAAAAUACUUUUGAUUGUUCUUAGCUAAUAAAUGCACGGUAAUUUUUCAGUUAAUAUAUAUUGUUAUAUAUAUAUCAAAGUUUUUCUUUAUGGGUUUGAAUAGGUAUUAAAUAUUUCUAGUGUAUCAUUAUAAAUAUAUUGCUCACAUAAUGUAGAAAGACUGUUACAACUUGUUCCAUGUACAGUCAUGUUCAAAAUAUAGUUAGUUAUGAUUUGAAACAACGUUAUGGAUGGUUCAACAAUACCUGCUGAAGUUGACUGUUCGUUUCAAAAUUAAUCAGGUCAAUCCAUCUGCAACUUUCGUGUCUUGUUCAACAAGCAAUAAUAUAGUAUAUUAUUGGGAUUGGCGGCCUAAAAUAAUUGAUUUUAUGUUAAUUAUAUAUUUUAAUAUAUUUCGUAGUCUGAAGCUUUUGUGAUCAGGUUGAUAUAUAUCUGUGUAUCAGUGCAGUAUGUGAUCAGGUAGUUAACUAAGUGUCAUAACAAAAAGUGCGUGAUUUAUAAAUUUAGGUAAUGUCGCCGCAU